AUGUCGACCGAGCACGAGAGCACGAGCACCGCACACAAAGGCGUCGUGGAGGAGAUCGAGAAAGGUGGGACGGGUGUGUCCCUGGACCUCCAUGACAAGCACAUGACGCGAAAUAUUCUUUGGAAGCUGGACACCAGGAUAUUACCGAUUCUAGCUGUCCUGUUCCUGUGCUCCUUCCUGGACCGAACUAAUGUCGGAAAUGCUCGACUUUACAAUCUUGAACAAGAUGUUGGGAUGACGGAUCACCAGUAUGAUCAGGGACUUGCGGUCUUCUACGCGACCUACAUUGCGAGCGAGGUCCCUUCUAACCUGGUACUCAAGCGCGUGACACCAGCUGUAUGGCUGCCUUUUCUUACCUUUUCUUGGGGCAUUGUGGCUAUGUGUCUCGGCUUUAUUCAGAACUUUGCUGGCUUUGUUGCUGUGCGAGCGAUCCUGGGGUUCACGGAAGGUGGCUUGUUGCCAGGAAUGAUCCUGUACCUAUCUGGGAUUUAUCGACGAGAGGAGUUGGCGCUGAGAAUCGGUCUUUUCUACACGGCAGCAUCGCUCUCGGGCGCGUUUGGUGGCCUCCUUGCAUACGGUAUUUCCCAGAUCGGGCACCGUGGCGGUCUCAGUAGUUGGCGUUGGAUUUUCGUCAUUGAGGGCCUGUUUACUGCUAUUAUCGGAAUCUUGGUCUACUUUAUCCUCCCCAACGGCCUGGCAACAGCCAAGUUCCUGACGCCCGAAGAACGCGAGUUCGCUGUGAAUAGGCUACAAGGACGCAGCGAUCAGAGCAGUAUUCGUGAGAAGGAGUCAGCGGAGAGGUUCUCGUGGUCUGAAGUUCGGCGCGGCGUGUUGAGCCCGCAGACAUGGCUGACGGCUUGCGCAUACUUCGGCAUCUUAUCCGGGCUCUACUCGUUUGGCCUUUUCCUGCCAACGAUCAUCAAUGCGCUUGGUGGGUACACCGUCUCCGAGACACAGCUGUGGUCGGUUAUCCCAUACGCUGUCGCUGCCGUGUGUACUGUGAUUGUGGCAUUCCUAUCAGAUCGGCUUCGCAUCCGUGGCAUCAUGAUGUUGAUUACUUUACCGAUCGCCAUUAUAGGCUACGCGGUGAUCGCCAACCAUUCAGAUCCGCACGUCAAGUAUGGCAUGACGUUCCUCAUGGCCAUCGGUCUCUACUGCUCUGUCCCGCCGGUCUUGGGUUGGCUCUCGAACAACUCGGCUGGCCACUAUAAACGAGCCACUACGAGCGCCCUUCAACUGGCCAUUGCGAACUGUGGGGGUUUCGUGACUGUUUUUGUCUAUCCCAAGAAACAGGGACCUCAGUACCACGAGGGGCACACAAUUAUUCUCGGGCUGCUUGUGGCUGGCUGGUUCCUCAUUCUUUUCAAUGUCCUCUACUGCUGGAAAAUCAACAGAGACAAGAAGAACGGAAAGUACGACAAGUACAUCGGCUCGAAUGAUGACCGGGAGCCAUCUUUCAGGCUUGUGCUGUAG
Neoarthrinium moseri is the source of this 1473-nucleotide messenger RNA. RefSeq lists its product as uncharacterized. Lineage: Eukaryota; Fungi; Ascomycota; Sordariomycetes; Amphisphaeriales; Apiosporaceae. The transcript is spliced from 10 exons. The coding region runs from base 1 to 1473 and encodes 490 amino acids. Gene Ontology annotation, cellular component: membrane. Gene Ontology annotation, biological process: transmembrane transport. The record is from RefSeq and is a predicted model, not a curated record. Gene Ontology annotation, molecular function: transmembrane transporter activity.